Tigriopus californicus is the source of this 599-nucleotide messenger RNA. Its product is annotated as small ribosomal subunit protein eS26-like. Gene Ontology annotation, cellular component: cytosolic small ribosomal subunit; ribosome. NCBI's taxonomy places the organism in Eukaryota, Metazoa, Arthropoda, Copepoda, Harpacticoida, Harpacticidae. The transcript has 2 exons. Bases 91 to 507 code for a protein of 138 amino acids. Gene Ontology annotation, biological process: translation. Gene Ontology annotation, molecular function: structural constituent of ribosome; mRNA binding. The record is from RefSeq and is a predicted model, not a curated record.
CUUUUGAAUGCGCUUUCGAAAUGAGGAAAAUCAGCUGUGCCCUUCCAACUUCCUUUUCCUGGAGACUCUUUCGCUGAAAGCUCCGGCAAGAUGACGAGUAAACGGCGCAAUCACGGGCGUAACAAGCACGGACGCGGGCACGUCAAGUUCGUGCGUUGCAUCAACUGCUCCAAGGCCUGCCCCAAGGACAAGGCGAUCCGGAAGUUCGUCAUCAAGAACAUCGUGGAGGCUGCGGCCGUGCGGGACAUCUCGGACGCCUCCGUCUACACUUCCUAUGUGUUGCCCAAGCUGUACACCAAACAGUACUACUGCGUGUCAUGCGCCAUUCACAGCCGAAUCGUGCGCAAUCGAUCCCGCGAAGCCCGACGCGACCGCACACCCCCUCCCAAGUUCCCUAUGCGAGCGCCCAUGCCCCAAGGCGGGGGUGGUUCGGGUGGACCGCCCGGUGGACGUGGACCUGGCGGUCCGGGCGGACCCGGUGGACCCGGAGGUCCACCCAAGGCCUAGGCUUGCCGCGGCCAGUCGACCGGAUAUCAUCGAGGAUCCACGAGCUAUGUGUCGUUGAGAUGAAUAAAAAUGGAUGCCAUUGGCACGCUGAA